Neoarthrinium moseri is the source of this 2256-nucleotide messenger RNA. RefSeq lists its product as uncharacterized. NCBI's taxonomy places the organism in Eukaryota, Fungi, Ascomycota, Sordariomycetes, Amphisphaeriales, Apiosporaceae. The coding region runs from base 1 to 2256 and encodes 751 amino acids. The record is from RefSeq and is a predicted model, not a curated record. The transcript has 4 exons.
AUGGAUCACAACUACUUGAACGAGAUGGAGGUAUCCCAGACCCUCCGCAUCGAUGUCCCUGAUGAGGACAAGUACAACGAGGAGGUUGGCGGAAACGCCUACGAGAAGCUCUACCGAGAGACAAACAAGGCUUUUGAGGAGUGGUUGAUCAGCGGCCCCGGUCCGCAUAUACUCACCUACUGGCCCGUCGAAGUUGGCACCCCUCACCGUCUGGACUACGAGGGUGUCCACCGGUACCGUUUCCUUAUUGGUGACAAGCAUGGAUACGAGAGGGAGAGCUGUGAGCCUUGGGCUUACGAACACGCCAAAUACAAUCAGCGGCUCAACCCUGCUGUGCGUCGCGUGGCCAACUUUGGCACAGAUGAGCCAGACUUCGUUCCAUCUGAGAUGGACUUGAAGGCGGCCACUCUGGCCAUGUUUCCCCAUGUUGGUGGUGUGGUCACCAGAGCUUCCUUCUGCAGGAGCAACAUGCCAUUGACACAUGAGCAAGCCGACCAGCCCGACCACUUCUCUACUGUCAUGAAAUUACCCGAACUGAGCGCCAUCAUCGUUGAGAACCUGGUCACAUGGCGCGAGUCGCUCUCCAACUUCAGCCGCACUUGCCAGUUUGUAUUUGGCGUGAUUGAUGGCUCGUUCGGUCGCUGGAAGAGCAACCGCCUUGACUUCGGUAACUGCGACAAGUCAGCAGCAGACACCACUGACUUGAUCGCCAAGGGGAAGAUGACAUGGAAUGACGUUGCCGACAUUCGAAUCCCCCGAACCUUGAUCGUUGGGCCGGUACGGUACAACUUGGACCUCGCCGAUGGUUUCAAGGGCGAUCCCACGGUCUUCUUCCCACCCAAGGUCUGGCUGAAAGGCACCAGAAAGAGUGAGCGUGACUAUCGCAAACUCUUCAACGAGCACGGAUUCCGUGAGACUGUCGGUUACCAGUAUAAGCGCGGUGGAAGAGACUACAAGCGCGAGAUGGAGGCAUUGAAGCGAACGAUCAAAUCGUUUCACUUGCAUGCCCAUCGUAUCAACAACCUGACUCUGGAACGCAUGCCGUUCCUUGAUCGCAAGACCGUGGAGGCAUGCCUCGACAAACUCGCAUGUCUCAAGAACUUCUGUCUCUACAGCUGCGAGCUAAUCGACUUCGGAGAAGUCCUUCCUAUCGUCAAGAAGGUUGGUGCCAUCAACGUUGCCCGCAGUGAGAAACAGAACAAGCUCGGGCCGCUCGACCUUGACAUCUCCCCCCCUCUACGUCAAGGACCUAUCGGCCAGCGGUAUGGCUCUUACGGUGUCACCCACUCUGACCCAAAGAUCUUCAACAAAUGGGGCACUGACACCGGGCGCGCCCUUGCGGCAGCUCUUGUUCCUCUCGAGCGUGCCUCCCGCCAGGCUGGCAUCACUCUGUUCACUCCCGGCAAGGCAUUCCGACUCUGGCUCGACAAGUUGCCUCUCGAGCCUUUCCAGGCCGAAUGCUUGUGCAUUGCCGUCGCAAAGUUUGCCGAACAUGACAUCAACGGGUGGUCGGUGGCGGAGAAGACAUUCCCGCACAAGGCCGAUGAGAAGUUGGUCGAGGAGAUGCACCAGACUAUGGGCAUGUCCGCCAAGUUAGACCUCGUUGCUGCAGCCACAGCAAAGCCCGUGGUUCGCAAGGACUUCUUCAGAGAGGGUAAUCUCCCCUGCCAGACUUGCGGUGAGACUUUGCCGGGUGCUCUUUUCCGAGCAGAGGUUCACAGCCGCCAUCGCUCCCAGUACAAGUGCGAGGGCUGUGAGCUGAUAUGCCAGCUCGGAUUGGAAGGAGAGAACCACAAGUUCAAGAUGCGGCAGAUUGCCCGCUGGAUCUGGCGCGACGCUCGCGAUCCUGACAUCGACUGGCUCUUCACCACACCGGAGGCUGCGCGCAACUGGAAGAAGGCGGAGUAUGGUGUUCGAACGCAGUUGGAUCCGAAAGUCACCAUCACUGAGAUCCAGCAGAAGGAGGACGAACUGGAGUCCCUGCGACGUGAGAGGCUGGAGUUUGACGACUACAGAGACCGAAAGGACCUGGAUGUCAAGAUCGCCGAGGUUGAGAAGCGCAUUGCCGACCUCAAGGUUCUCAUUGGGGAGCAAUACCAGCCCAUCACUUGCCGCGCCACCGAGUACGACUGGGACUACCGCCGCAAGCAGUAUGCAUUCCGCGCCAAGCUCGACCGAGGCGAGUUCACCAUCAACGGCCCUCACAACAUUCAGCGUCGUGAGACCUACGAGCAAGCUUUCCUGAUGAACUGGUAA